AUGCGAAUAUCCCCUUACAUUUAUAAAUCAUCUUCAUCUUCCUCAAGAUGGAUAGCCCGUCAAACCCGCGAUCCAUAUGUGAAAUCUCGAAUAACAGGGGACUCUUCGACUCCUUUGUAUAGAUCAAGAUCUUCUUUCAAACUCUUAUCCAUGGCGAGCAAAUACCCCAUAUUGUCUAGAUCAUCUACCAGGACAGUAGUGGAUCUUGGUGCAGCUCCUGGAGGUUGGUCACAAGUGGCUUCUCAUCUACUAAAAGGUAAAACCAACUCGAAAAUAUUCGCUUUGGAUAUAUUAGGUAUGGAACCUAUUCCAGGCGUGGACAUCAUCAAAGGAGAUUUCUUAAGUGACCAAGUAAGAAAAGAGCUAUCGUACCAAGUGGGAGAAGGGAAUGAAGAAGAGGUAGAAGUGGAUUGCGUAUUAAGUGAUAUGAUGGCUCCGAUGACUGGAAAUAGAACGAGAGAUGUUGGAUUAAGUUUAGAUUUAUGUGCAGCAGCUACUGUUUUCGCUAGAGACGUAUUGAAAACAGCAGAUGGACCAGAGAGGAGAGAAGGUGGAAAGACAGUUUGGCCAGGUGGGAAUUUGGUAAUCAAGUUUUUCGCUCAUCCAGAUAUGGAUGAAUUUCGAUCACUAGAGCUAGAUCCGUGGUUUGGGAAAGUGGUGGUGGAAAAACCGAAAGAAUCCAGAGCGGAAUCAAGCGAAGCAUAUUGGGUCUGUUUGGGGUUCAAAGGUGAUCCACAACUGUUUCAAUAG
Molecule: messenger RNA, 750 nt
Organism: Kwoniella shivajii
Lineage: Eukaryota; Fungi; Basidiomycota; Tremellomycetes; Tremellales; Cryptococcaceae
Product: ribosomal RNA large subunit methyltransferase J
Exons: 3
Coding region: 1-750 (249 amino acids)
Biological process (GO): RNA methylation
Cellular component (GO): mitochondrion
Molecular function (GO): rRNA (uridine-2'-O-ribose)-methyltransferase activity
Source: RefSeq, a predicted model, not a curated record